This is a messenger RNA of Pecten maximus, 2141 nucleotides long. RefSeq lists its product as uncharacterized. Bases 117 to 1862 code for a protein of 581 amino acids. The record is from RefSeq and is a predicted model, not a curated record. The transcript is spliced from 14 exons. Gene Ontology annotation, molecular function: cell adhesion molecule binding. Gene Ontology annotation, cellular component: cell-cell junction. Gene Ontology annotation, biological process: cell-cell adhesion. Lineage: Eukaryota; Metazoa; Mollusca; Bivalvia; Pectinida; Pectinidae.
AAACAAACCCGGAAACUUUCAAUGAUCUGGACUUUUAAAAUGAAACACGCAUCCCGCGACGUAGUAGAGGAUGAUAUAUGGAUAUUUGAAGGAGUAAUAAGUAAGGUUGAUCUAUCAUGAUUUUACUACUGACCACCGUCUUGGCCUUGGCUGAUGCCGUUAGUGUUACAAUGAGCGGGUCUUCCGAGUAUGCUGUCCCUGGGACUGACUUCACAUUGUCGUGUAAUGUAUCAGAAAGGGCCUUUGUUGUGUCAUUUUUCCGCCUCCCAUACGUCACUACUGCAGUAGGUGUUAUACAAGUAGGUAUUGACCAAUGUUACACUACCAUUCCAUAUGGUCCCUGCAUACCGGAUGUAUGUUCCUGUGUAUCGUCUGGAAGACUUGGUACAUUGUUCCGAUGGGUCAUACAGCCACAAACAGGAGACCAUGGAUCUGCGUGGUUCUGUCGAGCCACUCUACCUUAUCAAAAACUGGAUAGUGUGGAUUACAGACUCAAAAUAGCAGCUGGUCCAGGGAAAUCAAUGUCCUUGUCCCCGCCUACUACAUCCUACACCAUGACAGAGGGAAGUACUUUACCAGACAUCACCUGUACAGCGGACUGUAGACCUGGCUGUACAUUUGUCUGGACACGGCAAGACAACAUCACUUUUACUCUCUCACCUGUUUUGUCACUCGGACAUCUGGACAUAUCAGAACAAGGGACUUACACGUGCAGUGCACGAAAUGAUCAGGGGGAAUCGUCGUUAUCAGUACAUGUAGUCAUACUCGCUGGUCCAGGGAAAUCAAUGUCCUUGUCCCCGCCUACUACAUCCUACACCAUGACAGAGGGAAGUACUUUACCAGACAUCACCUGUACAGCGGACUGUAGACCUGGCUGUACAUUUGUCUGGACACGGCAAGACAACAUCACUUUUACUCUCUCACCUGUUUUGUCACUCGGACAUCUGGACAUAUCAGAACAAGGGACUUACACGUGCAGUGCACGAAAUGAUCAGGGGGAAUCGUCGUUAUCAGUACAUGUAGUCAUACUCGAUUCCGUGGAUGUAGGCUGUGCUACUCAAGAAUCUGCUUCUUCUACCUCAUUCGCUCUGACUACAGUGGGAGCUGUUCUGUUCGUUGUAGCCAUUGCUGCAUUCGGAAUCUCCGUAACAAUUUACCGAAAGGCCCGUUUACUCCGCAGAUCUAACUACCAAGACAUCGACCCAACUGACAUGGGAAUGACAUCACAUUACGACAGCACAACCGGAGCAGUCGACACUGGCAUGAGGUAUACUGAAAGAAACCCCUACCAAGAACUUGACGUAAAUGACAUUGAGGCAGCAUCGCCGUAUGACGAAAUUGCUGGAGUGAGACCUACAGCACUUUCGGACACGCGAGGGAAAGAAGGGCAGCGAACGCGAAGUUAUAAUGAAGAUAUUUGUCGGAACUGUACUGAAAAUGACUAUCUGACACCACUUACUGUUCCAGAAAGGUCCUUUCCCGACACCACCAGUCCUGAAGGGGGACAUCUUCACUUCAAAUCUAACUACCAAGACAUCGACCCAACAGAUAUGGGAAUGACAUCACAUUACGACAGCACAACCGGAGCAGUCGACACUGGCAUGAGUUAUACUGAAAGAGACCCCUACCAAGAACUUGACGUAAAUGACAUUGAGGCAGCAUCGCCGUAUGACGAAAUUGCUGGAGUGAGACCUACAACACUUUCGGACACGCGAGGGAAAGAAGGGCAGCGAACGCGAAGUUAUAAUGAAGAUAUUUGUCGGAACUGUACUGAAAAUGACUAUCUGACACCACUUACUGUUCCAGAAAGGUCCUUUCCCGACACCACCAGUCCUGAAGGGGGACAUCUUCACUUCAAGUGAUUAUUACAAUACAAUCACUACAAUCACUGGCUCACUAUGAAAUUGUCGAAAGUGUACAUAUUCUUGAGUGUCCAAAGUGUCAAACAUGUUAAGUGUCAAAAAUAUUCCAUAGCCUGGAGUGUCAAAAGUGUCUAUUGUAUUGAGUGUCUUUAAUGCUGAAUGUCCAAAGUGUCGAUAAUCCUAAGGUAGCAGUGUACAGUAAAAAUGCCCAAUUUUGAAAAAUAUGACACAUGUCUAAGAUAUGUAAACAUUGCCAGUUAACCCUACAUAUAAACUCUA